AUGGAUGCUAAACCAAGGGAACUUUAUCUUCUAUUUCGAGGAUUUAAAGGUUAUGAAGGAAGUCUACUUAAAGUAACAAAUAAAAAUGGUAAAAAUUUAUCACCUGUUGGAUUUGUUACAUUUGCUAAUCGUGUUGAUGCUGAGACAGCUAAACAAGAACUUACAGGUGUUCGAUUUGAUCCUGAUCUUCCAGCAACACUUCGACUUGAAUUUGCUAAAUCAAAUACUAAAGUACAAAAACCUAAACAUCCAACACAAAAUCCAUUAACAGCUGCAACUCAACAAUUUAUUCAAAUUCCUCAAGAACUUAGUGCAGCUUUCUUUCCAACUGAUACAUGGGGUCAACCAUUAGCUUUUGAUUUAGCUUCAGCUGGUCUUCAUCAUCCUGCAUUAUUACAUACUGCUUUACAUGGACCACCAAUGGGUUUGGGUCAUCCAAUGCAAGGAACGACAGGUAUGACCCAAAUACAACAAUCAAAUCAAGCUGUUGCUGUUGCUAAUGGACAAUUGAAUGGUGGAUGUUCAACAUUAUUUUUAACCGGAAUUCCUGAACAUGACUUUAAGAAUAUGUCAUUUGCUUUGCCAGGCAAAGCUCUUUGA
Rotaria sp. Silwood2 is the source of this 600-nucleotide messenger RNA. NCBI's taxonomy places the organism in Eukaryota, Metazoa, Rotifera, Eurotatoria, Philodinida, Philodinidae. The record is from the annotation of a GenBank genome assembly.